Chrysemys picta bellii (western painted turtle) is the source of this 2222-nucleotide messenger RNA. It is a transcript of the gene KAT5, whose product is annotated as lysine acetyltransferase 5. Gene Ontology annotation, cellular component: MSL complex; chromatin. Gene Ontology annotation, molecular function: transcription coregulator activity; histone H4K16 acetyltransferase activity. Lineage: Eukaryota; Metazoa; Chordata; Testudines; Emydidae. The record is from RefSeq and is a predicted model, not a curated record. Gene Ontology annotation, biological process: positive regulation of transcription by RNA polymerase II; negative regulation of DNA-templated transcription.
UACCGAAGCCGAUGUUGAGUGGGCCGGAAGUAACUAUGACAGACCGGAAGGGACCCUACGCGAUCCCGGAAGUGUCCCGGCGCGGGGAACGGAAGAGAAGGCCGCGCUCCCCGGCGAGCAUCCAAGAUGGCGGAGGUGGGGGAGGUAACCGAGGGCUGCCGCCUGCCCGUGUUGCGUCGCAACCAGGACAACGAAGACGAAUGGCCUCUGGCUGAAAUCCUCAGUGUUAAGGACAUCAGUGGCCGGAAGCUUUUCUAUGUGCAUUACAUUGACUUUAACAAGCGUCUGGACGAAUGGGUGACCCAUGACCGGCUGGACCUGAAGAAGAUCCAGUUCCCCAAGAAGGAAGCCAAGACUCCCACCAAGAAUGGGCUGCCUGGCUCCCGGCCCAGCUCCCCAGAGCGGGAAGUGAGGAAGACCUUGGAUCUGUCUCUACAACCUGCCUCAACUCCAGCCAGCGGUAAAACCCUCCCCAUCCCAGUGCAGAUAACGCUCCGCUUUAACCUACCCAAGGAGAGGGAGGCUGUUCCCGGGGAGCCUGACCAACCCCUCUCCUCCAGCUCCUGUGUCCAGCCGAACCAUCGGACAACGAUGAGAAGCUGCCCCCGCGGGGGAUGCUGUGCAGGGGCGGACGACUGUGAAGCUUUGCAAUAUCCCAUGUGGAUGAACCAUUUUUUGGGUCUGUUUCAGAAGCGGAAGGUGGAGGUGGUUUCCCCAGCAACCCCCGUCCCUGCUUCCACAGAGACCACUCAAGCCUCUGUUUUCCCCCAGAACGGCUCAGCCAGGAGAGCAGUGGCUGCCCAGCCUGGCAGGAAGAGGAAAUCCAACUGCCUGGGCACAGAUGAGGACUCUCAGGACAGCUCUGAUGGCAUCCCCUCGGCCCCGCGCAUGACGGGCAGCCUCGUGUCGGACCGCAGCCACGACGACAUCAUCACACGCAUGAAGAACAUAGAAUGCAUCGAGCUGGGCCGGCACCGCCUGAAGCCCUGGUACUUCUCACCCUACCCGCAGGAGCUCACCACCCUGCCCGUGCUGUACCUCUGCGAGUUCUGCCUCAAAUACGUCAAGAGCCUCAAGUGCCUGCAGAGGCACCUAACUAAGUGCGACCUGCGGCACCCGCCUGGGAAUGAAAUCUACCGCAAAGGCACCAUCUCCUUCUUUGAGAUCGAUGGGCGCAAGAACAAGAGCUACUCACAGAACCUCUGCCUGCUGGCGAAGUGCUUCCUGGACCACAAGACCCUGUACUAUGACACUGACCCCUUCCUCUUCUACGUCAUGACAGAGUAUGACUGCAAGGGCUUCCACAUUGUGGGCUAUUUCUCCAAGGAGAAGGAGUCAACAGAAGACUACAAUGUGGCCUGCAUCUUGACCCUGCCCCCAUACCAGAGGCGAGGCUAUGGCAAGCUGCUCAUUGAAUUCAGCUACGAGCUCUCCAAGGUGGAAGGGAAGACAGGGACGCCAGAGAAGCCACUCUCAGACCUCGGGCUCCUCUCCUACCGCAGCUACUGGUCCCAGACCAUCCUGGAGAUCCUCAUGAACCUGAAGUCUGAGAACGGGGAGCGCCCACAGAUCACCAUCAAUGAAAUCAGUGAGAUCACCAGCAUCAAGAAGGAGGAUGUGAUCUCCACGCUGCAGUACCUGAACCUCAUCAAUUACUACAAGGGCCAGUACAUUCUGACGCUCUCAGAGGACAUAGUGGACGGGCACGAACGGGCGAUGCUGAAGCGGAUCCUGCGCAUUGACUCCAAGUGUCUGCACUUCACACCCAAGGACUGGAGCAAGAGGGGCAAGUGGUGAGAGGCAGGGCCUUAUCUGCCACCCACUCCCCCAUGGCCCUGGCAUGGGGCCUCACAGACAUCCAGCUAACAUGCAGCUCCUGGGAGUUUAUCCCAGGGCCGGGACAGACUGGGCAACAGCAUCUCCAAGGAUGAUCAUGUGCUCUGCCACAGGGCUAGGCUGGGGCUGCAUCGUUCUCCGGCCAUGGCUCGAGCUCCAUGGGAAGGGGCAGAGGCCCCCAUGCUGCUCUCCUCGUCUCAGCGCCAGGGUGAGGGCCCCCUUUGUGUGUAGGACUUGCAUCUUGCCAGGCCACCUUGUACAGUGUGGGCUGUGACCGAGGAGCCCAAAGGCUGAGAAUAGGUGGCCCUGGGCCCACAGCAGCUGGCCAGCAUUUGCAUUUCUCUGUCACUCGAUCUGAGUUUUUGAUAAAGAUCCUGGAACUAAAA